AUGCUGAAGUCAGAGCCACUAUCACAAGAUCCAGAUACCAAUGAAACAGAUGGAAAAGUUUGUUUAAAAAGACGUUUGGGCUUUUUAGACAGUGUGAGCUUUCUGGUGGGAAGCAUUAUAGGUGCUGGAAUUUUUGUAUCUCCUAAAGCUGUUUUGGAAUAUUCUCAGCUCAACAUUGGUGUGGCACUAUGCAUUUGGGCAGCAUGUGGUGUGGUGAGUAUAUUUUGCACCCUUUGUUACGCAGAGCUGGGUUCAUCUUUGCCAUUCGCUGGUGGAGAAUAUUACCACGUCAGGCGAGGACUGGGACCUAUACCAGCUUUUGUAACCAUCUGGACAUUAACAUUGUUUGUAAGGCCAUCAUCCAAUGCUGCCAGAGCCCUGACCUUUGCCGAGUAUGUCAGUCGGCCAUUUUAUGGAGGAUGUCCCCCACCUGAGCUUCUCAAGAAAUCUUUAGCUAUUGGAAUUCUCCUGGCUUUGGGAGUCAUAAAUUCUAAGAGUAUCAAGUUGGCCACAUGGGUUCAAAAUAUAUUCACAGUUCUCAAAUUGAUGGCCUUGGCACUUAUUAUUGUCUAUGGCAUCAUUGAGUUUGCAACUAAUCCAGAAGCUUCAAAGCCCUUUCACGAUGCUUUUAAUGGACAAGUCCCAAAUGCAGCACAAACGGCAGAGGCCUUUUUUCAAGGCCUGUAUGCCUAUGGAGGAUGGAACUACCUAAACUACAUGGCAGAGGAAAUAAAAAACCCAAGCAAGAACAUUCCUCGCAGUGUAAUAGCAGCCAUGUGUGCCGUGAUUGUCUUCUACUUGCUGGUGAACAUCUCAUACCUCACAGUUCUGACACCCAAAGAGCUUAUAUCCUCAGGUACAUCAAUUUCUAUUAAAUAA
Molecule: messenger RNA, 879 nt
Organism: Staurois parvus
Lineage: Eukaryota; Metazoa; Chordata; Amphibia; Anura; Ranidae
Source: the annotation of a GenBank genome assembly